ACUCCCCACGACCACGCCGCCGUAUCCUCAGCCACAACAUAUAAAACCAUGAACCUAUAAAUAAGUGUCCGAUAAUUUUGGAGAUGACACUUGUCGUCGGACUUCCGCUGCAACGGCGAACCUUAACGGUCUUGGCCGGAGUUCAUAAUUCUUGUCUUGUUAAGACAAUUACUUCCGCUUCGGUCACUGCCUGCACUGUGAAUUCUGUUUCGUGUCUUUCGAGAGCACUGAAAAAGUUGAGCUGUAGUGGCGGAGUGCAUCGCCGUCUGGUGCUAGGGCUGGGUGCGACGUUCUGGGCUCAGUACAUGGCCGGUGCUGUCGGUGGGAAAUCUUUCGUCGCUUCCGCCAAGCGUAGUUCCUCCAUCGAACAGGUCCUGAAGAAUGCUGAAUGGCCGGAACAGUUCCCCUUCAAGGAGGAGGAUUUUCAGCGCUUUGAUGAGUCAUCGGAUUCAUUGUUCUACGAAAGUCCACGAUUUGUUACACACAUUGAUGAUCCUGCCAUUGCUGCACUUACCAAGUAUUAUUCACAGGUUUUUCCUCCUAGCAGCACUCCAGGAGUGAGCAUGCUGGACAUGUGUAGCAGUUGGGUCAGCCAUUAUCCAAAAGGGUACAAGCAAGAGCGUAUAGUUGGGAUGGGCAUGAAUGAAGAAGAGCUCAAACGAAAUCCUGUUCUCACAGAGUAUGUUGUGCAAGACUUGAAUGUGGACCCUAAGCUUCCAUUUGAUGAUAAUUCGUUUGACAUUAUUACUAAUGUGGUUAGUGUUGAUUACUUAACAAAGCCUCUUGAUAUUUUCAAGGAGAUGUGUAGGAUUCUUAAGCCUGGUGGAUUGGCUAUCAUGAGCUUCUCCAACCGUUGCUUUUGGACAAAAGCAAUCUCCAUAUGGACAUCCACAGGUGAUGCUGAUCAUGUUUUGAUUGUUGGGUCAUAUUUCCAUUAUGCUGGCGGAUUUGAACCUCCUGAGGCUGUCGACAUAUCUCCCAAUCCUGGACUAACGGAUCCCAUGUACAUUGUCUACUCCAGAAAACUAGCUACAGCUUGAGAAGAGGACUGGCUAAAGAUUUGAAAUUUUAUUUUGUCCGAUCAAUCGAAUCAUGAGUGUAAUUUCUGGGGUAAUGCUUCAUUCUUUUCUCUAAAUCUUAGAAAGUGAACUAUAUAAGUAUAUGUCUAUAUAAAUGCCCCUUGUCAAAAAAAAAAAUGUCUAUAUAAAUUCUUGUCUACAUC
Molecule: messenger RNA, 1222 nt
Organism: Rubroshorea leprosula
Lineage: Eukaryota; Viridiplantae; Streptophyta; Magnoliopsida; Malvales; Dipterocarpaceae
Source: the annotation of a GenBank genome assembly